Oncorhynchus gorbuscha (pink salmon) is the source of this 2338-nucleotide messenger RNA. RefSeq names its product protein tyrosine phosphatase receptor type O (gene ptpro). The record is from RefSeq and is a predicted model, not a curated record. Gene Ontology annotation, molecular function: Wnt-protein binding; cadherin binding; protein tyrosine phosphatase activity. Lineage: Eukaryota; Metazoa; Chordata; Actinopteri; Salmoniformes; Salmonidae. Gene Ontology annotation, cellular component: glutamatergic synapse; GABA-ergic synapse; plasma membrane. Gene Ontology annotation, biological process: podocyte differentiation; axon guidance; negative regulation of canonical Wnt signaling pathway.
GAGAACACGACCAGUGACAUCCUGUCCAACCUGACUCCAGGUGCCCAGUACAGAGUGGUGGUGUACCAUACGAACGGUCCUCUCAUCAGUCCUCCUUCCGAACCUGUUAUCAUAGUCAUCGAGCCAACCGGAGUGCGGGAGCUGGUGGUGUAUUCUCUGAGCCCGACUGCAGUCAUCCUGUCGUGGCAGAGACCGUACCACGUGGCUUUCAGGAAGUACGUCCUGCAGACAUUCUUCUUCAACCCUGUCACGCUGGCCUCCGAGUGGACCACGUACUACGAGAUCGCUGCUACCGCCUCAGUCAUCGCAUCCGUGAGAGUGACAGAUCUGUUGCCGGCCUGGUACUACAACUUCCGUGUUACCAUGGUGACGUGGGGCGAUCCCCCUCUCAGCUGCUGUGACAGCUCUACUGUUAGCUUUGUUACAGCUCCUGAAGCCCCCCACAUCUCGUCAGUAGACUACAACCAUGGGACUCUGUACGUCCGCUGGACCUACGGGGAGCUCUUCAUAGACAUGUCCCACAGCAGGAUGCUACACUGGCAGGUCACAGCUCACGGCAAAAAGGGAUACAAGAGGACUUACUCCACUGAUGUCACCCGUAAUGUGAUGGGUGCCAGUCUGGCUCUGCCUCCAGGAGACAUUUAUAACCUGACUGUAUCAGCCUGUACCGAAGGCAAACGCAACUCCUCUGUCCCCAACAUCAUUAAACUGGAGCCAGCCCCUCCGCGGUCCCUGUACGCGGUGAACGCCACCCACUCCUCAGUGACCCUGCUCUGGAGCGGGGAGGGAGUGGUUGACUUCUACCAGGUGCUCUGUAAACCCACCAACACCAUCAACAAGGACCUCAAGGCUCGGGAGCCUCUAACAGCCCAGUCCCAUGUGGUGACAGUGUCCAGCCUGCUUCCCUCCUCCUCCUAUAACUGCAGUGUGAUCAGUUAUAGCUACAGUACGCCCAGCGAGCCAGCGUUCAUACACAUCUCUACUACAGCCAGAGAGAUGAACCCCAGCGUAGCUGCCAUCUCUGCUCUAGCAGUCCUCAGUGUCCUCCUUCUCAGCCUGCUGGUCCUCUUCCUACUGAUGCUGCGUAAGAAACACCUGCAGAUGGCCAGGGAGUGCGGAGCAGAAACAUUUGUCAACUUCGCUUCGUUUGAGAGAGACAGCAAACUGCCCUACAACUGGCGAAGGAGCCUCUUUGCCUUCCUCACCCUCCUGCCAUCCUGCCUUUGGACUGACUAUCUGUUGGCUUUUUAUAUUAAUCCUUGGAGCAAGACUGCUUUAAAGAAACGGAAGCUAACAAGCCCUGUCCAGAUGGAUGACUUUGAUGCGUACCUCAAAGACAUGAGCAAAGACUCCGCCUACAAGUUCUCUCUGCAGUUUGAGGAGCUGAAGAGCGUAGGUCUGGAUCUUUCCCAUGAUGCAGCAGACCUGCCUAUCAACAGACCCAAGAACCGCUACACCAACAUCCUGCCGUAUGACUUCAGCAGAGUGAAGGUGAUCUAUUUACAUAACGACGAGGGAUCAGACUACAUCAACGCCAACUACAUACCAGGUUAUAAAUCACCCAGAGAGUACAUCGCUACCCAGGGUCCUCUGCCUGAGACGAGGAACGACUUCUGGAACAUGAUCCUGCAGCAGAAGAGCCACAUCAUUGUGAUGCUGACGCAGUGCAACGAGAGACGCAGGGUGAAGUGUGACCACUACUGGCCAUUCACAGAUGAGCCGGUGACCUACGGAGAGAUCAGUGUGGAGAUGCUGUUGGAGUCAGAGUCUCCAGAGUGGACCAUAAGGAACUUCAGACUGGGAUAUGCUGACGAGUCUCAGGACGUCCUCCACCUCAACUACACGUCCUGGCCGGACCACGGUGUCCCCACGGUCAACGCCAUCGAUAGCAUCCUGCAGUUCGUACACAUCGUCCGCCAGCAGGCCAACCGCACCAAAGAACCCAUUGUGGUUCACUGCAGUGCUGGUGUGGGCCGGACAGGGACCUUCAUCGCUCUGGACCGACUGAUGCAGCACAUCAGAGAACAUGAGUAUACUGACAUCCUGGGUAUGGUGUCUGAGAUGAGGUCUCAUCGACUCUCCAUGGUCCAGACAGAGGAGCAGUAUGUGUUCAUCCACCAGUGUGUCCUGCUGAUGUGGAAGAAGAAGACACAGUCCAUCACCAGUGAUGUCAUCUACGAGAACAUCAGCAAGUCCUAGUGACGCCUCCUGCACAACGCCGUGCUUCAGGCAUCCGUUCUCUACCGAGACACGUUUCAUCAUUGAUACAACAAAAUAAAUGAACACAGAAUGUUUGACUAAUCUGACAACAACACAAGAAGAACAACAUGAAGAUGGA